GCCUUGGGCUCGGCAAAACUAGUUUCUAACUCUCGGAGUGAGAUACGCUUCAACGCUCGCCGCGCAUUCGAUUGUCAGCCAUAAUGGCAGAUUCAUCUGCAACGAUUUUCUGUUUCACCCGUUGACACCCAACAUCCGAGCAGAAUCCUCGAAAGUUGGAAAUCCCACAACCGUUUGGAAUACAUUUUGAUAAUUUCUCUCCCGGUUUUGUUUUUUGAUUUCUAUAUUUCAUGGGUGUGACUACAACCGGAAUUUAGAACAUCUGUAGUUGUGCUCUGUUUUGCAGAUUGCCUGAGUAGAAUCAGCUGUGUGCAUUUCAGAGCUUCCUCAGUGAUUCAUUCAGUGACUGAGUGUUCAUUUUCCAUCGUUCUGACGUGUGGAUUCAUUGCUUAUAUUAAAAGGUGCCUUUCUCGAAAUAUGAAUGGUGCUUUUAAGUGAAACGCCAACCGGACAGUACCUGACCAUGAAUCGAUACGAAAACAGCUGCCUGAGAUGUGGACAGACUGUCUACCAAGUGGACAAGGUGGGCCCUUUGAAGGACUUUACCUUCUUCCAUCAAGGGUGCUUCAAAUGCCUCGUUUGCGGGACCAAACUGACUCUCAGAACCUACUAUAACAACCAGCAGGACCAGGACGACAAGGAGGUCUAUUGUCAGAGCCAUAUGCCCAAAACGGGACCAGGCCAUUUGGAUGGAAUGUCUGUUGGUAUCAAAGCAGCUCUGAGUGUCCCCAAAACAAACCAUUUGGUGAACGAUCAGAUUCGAGGAUUCGGGAAAGGCACGUUUGAUGCUGAUGCCCUGGGGAUCAAGAGUGCCCUGUCUUCGCCCCGAACCCAUGAGCCGGACAUCAGGAACCGGGACCACAUGGCCGGAAGAUUCGAUGCCAGUGCCUUACAUAUCACUCAUGCUCUUAAUGCAACGAAGGUCCAGAGAGGUUAUCAGUAUGAAAGGAGAAUUGAUGAUUAUCUGGACAAAGAAACGCAGACGAAAUUGGAAAUGAGACAUCGUGCCGAGGAAGACGCCCUCUAUCGUCAAUUUGCGAAGAAGAGACAAGAAGAGGAAGUUCACAUCACAGAGCAAAUACAGGAAGAGUGGGAGAAGGAGUUAGAGAAACUGACAUCUAAAUUCAAUUACGAAAUCAAGAUGAAGAAGCGACGGAUCUCGUCCGAUGAAGAGAAAGCGCUCACUUUCAGACAUCAGAGAGAGCGAGAAGACUUGGAGAAGAAUAUGACCAUCAAACUAGACCGGAAGAAAGAAUCCCUGACCAGGAAACUUUUGGAGCAAGAGAGGGCCGCCACGGCUGACCUCGUCGAGAAGCACUCCAAAGAAAUGUUGAGCUUGAUCAACGAAAAGAGAACAGAAUUCGUAAGAAGUCAAAACAUGAAUGAUAGAGAAGAAUAUCUGAGUGAAGAUCUGGUGCCUUAUCCGACCCACCCGCCUCCCCCAAGUCCACCCCUCAUUUCUAAAAUAGAGAUCUACAGCGACCCGAGUGUCUUCGCUGAACUCGAUCAAAUUGCUAUCAGUGUAGCUCAAAAUGACCAACAGACUUUCACCGAUUUGGUGCGGCAGCUGAUCGGCAGCUGCAUAACAGAUGUGGAGAAAGCGAGAGCCAUUUUUCGCUGGAUAACGGUCAAGAAUCUCAACACCAUGACAUUCGACGACAAUGUGAAUGCAGACACGCCCAUGGGAAUUCUGAGGGGAAUCAAGCACGGCACCGAAAGCUAUCACGUGCUCUUCAAGAGAUUGUGCAGCUACGCUGGUCUCCACUGCGUUGUGAUAAAAGGCUACUCGAAAAGCGCCGGCUAUCAGCCUGGUGUGAAAUUCGAAGACAGUCGCUUUAGAAACUCUUGGAACGCUGUCUACGUGGCCGGAGCUUGGAGAUUCGUCCAGUGCAACUGGGGUGCCAGGCAUCUCGUGAACGCUAAGGAAGUCCCUAAACCGGGCAGCAGAGGGAAGUCCGACAGUCUACGCUAUGAAUAUGACGAUCACUACUUCUUGACCGAUCCAAAAGAAUUUAUUUAUGAAUUUUUUCCAUUGCAACAGGAAUGGCAACUGCUUAAAGUCCCUAUUACUUUGCUGGAAUUUGAAGAACUGCCUUUUGUCCGAUCUCUUUUCUUCAGGUACGGCUUGUACUUCCCAGACGAAGAAACAAAAGCAGUGCUGAACACCGACAGCACCGGAGCAGCCACCGUGCGCAUUUCGAUGCCGUCCCGUAUGUCCUCCAGCCUCAUAUUCCAUUACAACCUCAAGUUUUACGAUACAGACGUGGACACGUACGAAGCCGUCAGCUUGAAAAGAUUCGUCAUGCAGUCUGUGGUUGGGAAUGUCGUUGCCUUCAGAGUCCACGCUCCGUCCAGUGGGUCAUUGCUUCUGGACAUCUUUGCGAACGCCGUCACUCCUCGAGAAUACCUCACCGGCGAACCGAUGAAAUUCAAAAGCGUCUGCAAAUUCAAGAUAGUUUGCGAAGAUCUGCAGACAGUGAUGGUUCCAUUGCCUGAUUGCGCCAGCGGGGAGUGGGGGCCCAUGAAAGCAACAAGACUGUUUGGACUCGUUCCCAUCACCCACGAAGAUGCACUGAUCUUCUCACCGAGGGAAUUGGAAAUCCAGUUUAGAAUGUCCAGACCUCUUACUGACUUCAUGGCAACGCUGCACAAGAAUGGCGUCGAAGAGAAGCGGCUGUCCAAAAAUGCCACUCAGUCCGUGGAAGGAGACUUGGUGACCUUCUACUUGAAGUUCAUUGAAGAUGGCCAAUACGGCAUGGAUAUUUAUACGCGAGAAAUGAAUGGUGAAUUGGAAAAUGGUGAUAAGCACCUCCUGACUCAUUGCUGUAAAUACCUUAUCAAUGUUUAUUCUAACAAACCAUUUCAAGAAUUUCACUAGAACUUUGACAUAUUGAAUUUAUAUAUCACGAAACGAAGAAAAUAUAUUCUUCAUUGUUACUUUUACAGCAAUCAAAAUAUGCUCAUCAACAUGACAUAACCAAAAUGCGCGUCCGUUUCGUCUGUUCGUGGCGUCGCGCAGGCAUCAUAUGAAGAGAAGUGCUGUCAUCCAUAAAUCGUGGCAUUUGACUAAUAUCGAUAUUCACUAUUCUUGUUCAAGAUGUUGAUAUUUAAAUUGCACAUCUGAAAUGUGUAUAGCUGCACUAAAAUCCCAUCUAUUGGAUUAAUCUAUAUUAAAUGCUGUUUUGCGUCCUUGUUUAUUUAUAUGCAUUUAACCUUAAAACUAUGUUUAUAAACUUUGAGAUCAAUUCUGAUAUAUAUUUAUUUAUAAUUACUAAGAAGUUAUAGUUUUAAUAUUACAGACAGAAAACAUUAUGUUGGGUUUUUGUAAGGUAAGUUACAAGGACUGAUACCCAUAACUUGAAAUGUGAAUGUUUCAAUAAUUAUCUGUCAUAGCAUAUUUACGACAGUAAAAACACGAUUAAUGAAAAAUAAGUUUCUUAAAGAGAUUGAAAACAGCUGGAAUUCAGAGCAUAGUACUGACGUCAAGCUAGAAUUUUUGUUUCCAGUGACAUUUUGUCACAUUUGACAUUAGAUUUAGCACGUUUAAGACUUAUCUAUUGGCAAUGGGAGGAUACCUUGUUUUGAAAUCUACUAUUUCAUAUGCAGCUGAUAUCCCACUAGGCAUUUGCUAAGGUUGCUGGGCUAAAGGGCCCAUAGCCAGUCAGUUAAAAAAAAAUUUUUAAUGUAGUUGCCAAAUAAAUAAAAUUGUAAAAGUUACAAAUUCUAUGAAUUAUGAAGUAAUAAUGUAUUGUUUGUCAGUAUUUAAAUCUUUACUAAAUAAAUCAAAGUUAAGUUAUUAAAAAUUUCUAAUGUAUUGGAAUGUUAAUUAUUCAUUUAAUAGACUGUGUUUUAUUCCAUUUAACGGAUUCAUGUCAAUGAAUGUUUAUUUUAUAUUUUGUUUGUUUGAAGUUUAUUAUUUUCCUAUAAUCUAUGAAAUACUCAAAUGCUUUCAUUUAUAAAUAGAGAAAUAAUUUUAGCAGAUAAUUUAAUUUUCUAUGAAUUUUAUUAUUUUAACCAUUUGGCCCAUAAAAUACUUAUUAAAAAUUAAUAAAAACGUAUGAAUUUCCACAUAGCUAUUAAAAAGUUUAAAUAAAAUGAUUAUUUGUUGACUGUGUAGAAAAAGGAACUGAAAUAUAAAACCAAUUGGGCCAGUUAAUGAAAGGGGAGCUUCAUAAUGGGUGUUGCAUCUUUCUUGACAUGCGCCGUGAGUCAGCUUUUGAGCAGCAUUCCAUUCCUAUUGCACUCAGGAAGAGCAUUCAAACUGCUAGAAUAAGGAGAGCUUUUAUAAUUAAUAACUUAUUUAGAUGUUAUUUCAAUAAACUGAUGCAGACAGAUUUUUUUAAAUAUUUUUUAGCGUCAACUGAAGAAAUGUCAACGUAACAACUAUCAUAAUCUAAAAAAAGAUUUAUAUAUUUUUUUAUUAUAUCUUAUAGUGAUUCACAAAUAAAAAAAUCAUCAUUUUGCAAAUAUUUUGAAUUCGGUAACAUAA
Argiope bruennichi is the source of this 4489-nucleotide messenger RNA. It is a transcript of the gene Hil, whose product is annotated as hillarin-like. The transcript has 9 exons. The coding region runs from base 422 to 2878 and encodes 818 amino acids. NCBI's taxonomy places the organism in Eukaryota, Metazoa, Arthropoda, Arachnida, Araneae, Araneidae. The record is from RefSeq and is a predicted model, not a curated record.